AUGCCUGUAACAAUUCUUGGUACACAAAUCAUACUUUGGUGUUUUGAUAUACGAAAUAAUUCUAAAUUCAAAGUCAUUAUUGGAGAUAGUAAUGAUAUUGACGAUCUCAAGAAAGCCAUUAAAGAAAAAUGUGAAUAUGAUCAAAGUAUUUCCAAAGAAUUACUAAAUGACGAAUUAAAGGAUACAGCAAAAAUAAUUGGAGAAACUUUUCGUGGUGUCCAAGGAGGUAACAUUCGAGUUGUAGUUAGAGCUCCUGAUACUGAAAUAGCAAGUUUAACGUCUGGCAUAGCAGGACUCCAACUUCAAG
Messenger RNA from Funneliformis caledonium, 307 nucleotides. The record is from the annotation of a GenBank genome assembly. NCBI's taxonomy places the organism in Eukaryota, Fungi, Glomeromycota, Glomeromycetes, Glomerales, Glomeraceae.